AUGGCAGCUCCCAAGACAACUGCUGCCACAACACUGACGGACAGCCCACCGCCAGAGAGACCCACCACCACCAUGGUGCCACGAUCCACUGUAGGGCUUGAGCAAGUCACCACUCCUGGUCCCAUCACCCAGAGCAGCACCCGGCCCAAAGACACCACCACCACCACGUCUACGGUCUUGCAGGCCAGGACUUCUGAGACUGUUAAAGCAGGAAACAGAUCCACAGCUGCGCCAUCAGAGACAAGCGCUCCAUGGAAACUAACAGAUUCUCCUUCAAUCAGGAUUGGGAUUCCUUUACUAGCAGUGCUGCUUGUCAUACUGUUAGCCUUCCUAUUGUGGUGGCUCUAUUUCCAGAAGCAAAGUGGUUCACAGAGGCAGGAAGAUCUUCACCUUUCAGAAGAAACCCCAAUGGCCCUCAUGGCAUCUGAGGACAAUGGCCAAGCCAGCGAUCCAGGCGACUCCUCGUCCUCUAGCGAAGGGGACCCAGUCCUACCUUCAUCUUCUACUUCCACUGGGUGA
Messenger RNA from Anolis sagrei ordinatus, 519 nucleotides. The record is from RefSeq and is a predicted model, not a curated record. Lineage: Eukaryota; Metazoa; Chordata; Lepidosauria; Squamata; Anolidae.